Messenger RNA from Penicillium expansum, 483 nucleotides. RefSeq names its product GNAT family N-acetyltransferase. Gene Ontology annotation, molecular function: acyltransferase activity, transferring groups other than amino-acyl groups. The transcript has 2 exons. Lineage: Eukaryota; Fungi; Ascomycota; Eurotiomycetes; Eurotiales; Aspergillaceae. The record is from RefSeq and is a predicted model, not a curated record. The coding region runs from base 1 to 483 and encodes 160 amino acids.
AUGUAUCUCACUCUCGCAGAAGUGGUGGCCUCAGAUGCCGAUUGCUUAAUUCGGAACUGCGACUUCCCUGCAAUGCAAGACAAUCCCAUUCGUCUUACAAUGUUUCCGCUCUCUUCUCCGGAGACACAGGAGGAAGAAAUUCGUUGGAUGACAAAUGGCUUAAGACUGGCUCUGGAGAAAGACAAAUCUCAUUACCGCAAAGCUUGCGCUGAUGAUAGGAGCCCUGUGGGUUUUGCGGGCUGGUCACUCCUAAAUAGCAGCCUCACAAUCGUUGCUGUGAAUCCAGCGUAUCAGCGUCAAGGUGUUGGCACUAUGCUCCUCAAAUGGGCAUGUGAUGAAGCUGAUAGAAAUGGGAGAGAUGGUUUUUUGCUAGCUUCAACCGCAGGGGUUAGGUUGUAUGAAAAAUUUGGCUUCGAGAAGGUAGGAGAGGUUAGGACAGCGAAAGGACCACUUCACUCAAUGUUCAGAAAGGCACAAAACUAG